AUGUCAACAUCCAUUCAAUCUCACCCACCACUGACAUCGUCUUCAUCAUCUUCGUCUCGCUCUCAAGCUCCUAUCACCCUGGCUGAACCUAUCUCAACGACCAUAACUCCAACGCGUCAAGGUAAUCUACCACCUUCAUACGCCUCCAUCCCUCUUUCACCACGUCCCAAUUCAAUUGUCAAUCGUCACGAGGAGAAACUGGCUUUGAGGGAUGCUCGACACCUUGUUGAGGAGGAGGUGGAAUACAACAGAGGUCAUUUAUCACCUGGUAGGAUAGGUCCAAUGAGCCAUGUUCCAAUCAAAAGUAACAGUAAUAGCUCAGGUAGUGUUAGUCCUGGUCUUGGUCCAGCUGUACCUUCUAGCGGAGUGGGAGUUGGAACGACUUCGGAUGGUAUAUCGAAUGGAAGUGAACAUACCAACGGUAGUGAUACCGAUGAUCUGGAAAUUGGACAUAGAGGAUAUUUACCUCUUGGAUUAGAUGUUAGAGACGCAUUGGCGAAAUGUGAAGAUCCAACGUUAGGUUGGAGUCUGCAAUUUUGGGUCACUAUUGCUGAUCCUUUGACCCAACAUGUCUUCUUCGCUUGUCCUGCCUCUGGUCAAUGUAGUUGGGAUCCACCCGUAGGAGCAUUUGUCGUACCACGAUCACCUGAUGGAGAAUGGUGGGAACUCGCAGAUGCUACCAGAGGUAAUAGAAGUUAUUACUAUAAUACGUUGACUGGGAAGACUCAGUGGACAAGACCUGGAGGUAAUGCUUUUGUGAUCCCACUUGGGUUGAUACAGCGAGCUGCACUACCUAAUCGACCCACUGCUCAAUCCCCCUCAUCAUCCUCAAAUCCUUCAUCAUCGCGGAUAAUCCCUACUACACCUUCGCGAUCAAAUAGACAGAAUCGAUCGUCCAACCUAUUCUCACCCAAUUCGAACUCAGUUCAAUCACCUUCCACUCCAGGAACGAACAAAGCGUAUCCUCGACCACCCUAUUCACCUCUGAACAGUAUCCCACGUCCUAUACACUCACCGUCAAAAUCAAAUCGCUCAUCUUCACUCACACCUAGUUCAUCUUACGGUAAUGGGGAUGGUGCCUCUCAUUCGCAAACAUUAGAAGCUAUAGUCUUGGGUCACUUCACUUCACCCAACUCCUAUACUGCUUCGGCCAAUGCUAAUGGGAGUGACAGCAAUUUGAUGGGUGAUGGAUUGAAAACGAACACGAAUAUAAUCUCGCAUAACACUUCGAAUUCAUUAUCUUCCAAUCCGAUAAGUUUCACCGACAGCUCACAGUUGAGUGUAGUAGAAGAGGGAUCAGGUAAUGAGACUGAUAUGUCGGAUUUCACUACUCCCGGAUCAGCAGGUGGAGGAUGGUGGGAAAAGAGGAGAUCACAGGUCUUAACUGUGAAGACUGGAUUCAAGAGUCCCGGUAGGAAAUUUAAAGGAUUGAGUUUGGGCUUGGGGGAGGGUAGUCCCAGUUCUAGUGAUGGGAUUGCAAACUCAUUAGCUAGAGGAUCACCUCUCAAGAAAUCCCGAACGACCAUCACAGGACCGAUCAUCGAAUCGAAUGAGUCCAAUUCCGAUACUCAGGGAACAGGAACGGAUACACCGACCGAGUUGACCGUCAUGAAUGGUGUGAAUGGCACGAAUGGAAGUACUACUCCUGGAUUACCUAAGAUGCCCGCCGAGCCGAUUUAUGUGGAACAGCCUGGAAGUGUUAAGACCAAAAGGUUGUCUACGGGACUGCAUCCCCUCCUCCCCUCAGAGAUUAGCAGCGACAUCUUAGCAUUUCAAACGGACGAUUUCGCUCGGAAAUAUUUCGCAACUAAGCGAUCUGGAAUUAUGAGACAGAAAGUACCUGUUGAACGAAUUCUCAACUGGCAGAAAAACCCUAUAACAUCACCUCUACUGGUCUUAUCUAAACAUUUGGCUAAAGAUGCUAUGACUACGUUCAAAGUGAUUCAACACGUCAUGGGAGAAAGGCAUAAACCGGUGGAUGGCGCCAAACCGUUUUUAUCUAGUAGUUCGCAUUUGAACUUGGCGAGUCUAGCGUUAAAUGGAAGGAAAGAUGAUAAAGGUCAUCCGGACAGGAAUGGAAGAUUGGCUAAUGGAUUUGCAUCUCACAACGAACCUGACUAUAAUGGCUCCGAAGCAAUGGGAGGAACAGCGGGAGGACCGAGCAAAAAUGAUAAGAUGCAAGUGUUAGAGGAGAUUAGAUGGAUGAUUCAACUUUCUGUGGCGUCCAGUGAGAUGAGGGAUGAAGUUUACUGUCAAUUGAUUAAACAGUUGACCAAGAAUCCUAAUCAUGACGCUGUCGUGUUGGGUUUCCAACUUUUCUGCGUACUCGUCAAUGCUUUUGGACCAAGUAAGAACUUCGAACCGUUCGUCAAGAAUUUCCUGAGGAUCAAUUCGGCUGAAAAAGCAGAUGGGAUAGGAAUUAUGUCCAAGUAUUGUAUUGGUAAACUCGAAGUGCUCGCUGCAAAAGGUGGAAGAGGCAAAGCUUUGACUGUAGGAGAAAUCGAGCAUGCCAGUGACGCGGCGUUCUACCCAUCGGUAUACGGCGAAUCUCUCGAUCGGAUAAUGGAUUUACAGAAACGUGCCUAUCCAACAUUGAAAGUACCUGUGAUAUUACCUUUUUUGGCCGAUGGGAUAUUGGCUUUGGGCGGAUUGCAAGCUGAAGGUAUAUUCAGAGUACCGGGUGAUGGAGAUAGUGUGAAUGAGUUGAAGAGUAGGAUGGAUAGGGGUCAUUAUCAAUUGAAAGGUAUAGAUGAUCCUCAUGUCGCAUCGUCGUUGUUCAAAUUAUGGUUACGCGAAUUAGAGGAUCCUAUCAUCCCUUCGAAUCUUUACAACGAUGCGUUAUCAGCUUCGAAAACACCCGAAGAAUCGAUCGAUUUCUUGACCAGAUUACCUGUAUAUAACCGAAGGGUACUGUUAUUUGUGAUGAGCUUUAUUCAACUGUUCAUGAAAGAAGAUGUGGUAAAAGUGACCAAGAUGACUCCGGGUAAUCUGGCUCUGGUGAUGGCGCCUAACAUCUUACGAACGACUUCCAACUCACUUAUAACAGUAUUCACCAACUCAUCAUUCGAGUCGAAAUUCAUCUUGCAACUUUUAGAAAAUCUAGAUACGGCUAGGGUGGAUGAGGAUUACGUACCUAGUCACGGACAACCUAUCGGUAGGGUUUGA
Molecule: messenger RNA, 3165 nt
Organism: Kwoniella mangroviensis CBS 8507
Lineage: Eukaryota; Fungi; Basidiomycota; Tremellomycetes; Tremellales; Cryptococcaceae
Exons: 12
Coding region: 1-3165 (1054 amino acids)
Biological process (GO): signal transduction
Cellular component (GO): cytoplasm; cytoskeleton
Molecular function (GO): protein binding; GTPase activator activity
Source: RefSeq, a predicted model, not a curated record